AUGUCUAGCAGCGCCGUAGGACGGGUCGAACGCAAGAGAUUGCGCCCUGGGGGCUGCGUAGCGUGUAGCGCCGCGGCGGAGGGGUCCGAACCGGGCUUAUACCCCUGUUUACAAUGUAUGAUCAUAACGGGGCGGCAAUGUGAGCGACGGCCACAUGCUCGUGAACGAGCAGCUGUCGCGUCGGGCCAAACCAGCGCGGGCUCAUUGCCAUUCCCCGACUCAGCAGGAUUGAGUUCGACAUCCGACUCGGCUACUAGCUCGACAUCCGUCCUCCGCCCCAAUACCACCGCCUCGAGCUCACUCAGGGAGACUGGCGUCCACCAAGAAUAUCAUCGUGGUCCGCCUCUCCCGAAUCAUGUGCCACGCAUGUUACGUCGCGUUUAUGGGUCAGCGCUCGACGGGCUCUUGCUCCCAUCUUCGGAGAUAAUAACUCGUUUUCUGUACUAUGCGCCAAUGUUUAAAGAGGUCAUCAACGUCCAGGACAUGAUCGCCAUUUUCAAUGGUGAAACGACCGACGAAUCAGCUUAUCCGACCCUCGCGCUCGUACAUGCCAUCUGUGCAGUUGCGUACCUCGCUGACCCGUCUACCUCGGACGCGGCACCUGCCGAAGCGCAGAAAGCUCAGAUGGCGAACGAUCAUCUAUUCGAAACGGGCCGAUCUAGACUGGGGACUUACUUCAUCCUCACCGUAAUUAUUCGUUGUUUCUAUAACCUUUAUCAAGGCACCUUGAUGCAGAACCACCGCCUCUCGGUCGAAGCCGUCGGAUGGUGCAACUCGGCGGGACUACAUCUCGAUCCGGACCUCUUGCCGGAUGGCAACGUGGUGGGGGAGCACCCAUUGAUCAUUACGGCGAAUCUAUUCUGGUUGACUAAUAUCUUGAAUAUACAAGUUCUUGUUUGUUCCGUCCCGUUCAGUCUGGGCCUGUUGAGAAACUGCGAAAUCACUGUACCAGUCCCUUCGGCUCUCGACAUACAUGGGCAACGACUGGGCGAGAAACAAUAUGUAGACUCGCCGGACCUCUUUUCAUACCAUGAACACACCACCUGGCUGGGCCUCUACGCUAAGACCGCCAUUCUCCUUCGCGAUACCCAGUACUUUGUCAACCGCAUCAUAACCGUCCGAAACCCAAUGCCCAUCGACGACGUCAUCAGCGAACUCGACCGGAUAGGGGAGAAAUUAUGUGCCUUACAAGACAGCUAUAUGCAGGUCGAUUGUUCGCCGGCGCAAGUUUUGAUUGUCAGAGCUAUGAUUGCUGCAUGUCAUAUUUUACCGCGAGCGCCGUGUAUGCGCGGAACGCAUCAUCGAGGAAUACACCAUAUGCGUGCAGAUCACUUUGGGAGGAUCAUACAUACCGUAGGCGAGGAUGCACUCCAUAUCACCCAGACUAUGAGUCGCGCUCGCAUCCCAGAUAUUGAGCCUUUCCUCGUUUACACGUGGAUGAUGGUGAACCGGAUUUGCCUCCAUCCGGAUACAUCCCCCGAAUUCGAGGGACAGCUCGAUGCGACUCGGUCCGUCGCUAUCGCCGAUGCCACCUUUAAAGCAAUAGAAGCGGUAGAAGCUGUGGGUGUGCCUGCCGCACAAGGCUGUAUGCGGAUUCUUCGAUCAUCUAACGGGAUAUUACCGCCUGACGCUCCGCUGUGUCCUUCCAGCGCAAACAAGGGUCGGGACACGGAACAGAGAAACGUAGCGCUAGCAGAAAGCCCGCUGGUGCUCACUCUGUGGCCAUUGAUGGACAAACCUGCAGCUAUACAUCUGCCUGAAUAUCUCCCACUAGGUCCCAUCUCCAGCAACGCCAACAAGCUCAUCUCGAAUCACGCCGCCACCGCGGCACCCUGCAUGCUACUCUAUGCCCAGAGGUCUUCCCGAUUCGCCGCCGACACGAGCACGUGCAUACCAAGUGUGAGGAUGCAUUUGACUCGAACUACUCCUACUUAUAUAGUCCAGGAUCUAACGGCCGUUAACGGCCGUUCUCCCCUUAACGCCGUUGACCAGCCCUUUAACGGCCGUUUUCCCGUCAAGACGCCGUUAACGCCCAAGGGUCGCGCCAAUGGCCGCGAUGGUCUUUCGCUCAUCCCAUGUCUCCUCUCGCCAGGUCACUGGCGUUGCGUCCUUGGUCCCGUUCUCACUUCCAUGUGCGAUAUCGUCCGCCUGCGAUUGACCAGGAAUUUGACCGCCAUCGCUCGGCUGGUUCCUGAUCGCCUCCUCGAUGGCUUUGAGCCUGCUGGUGAUCUCGGCUUGACUGGGGAGUCGAGUGAUCGCGAGUCGACAGAUCCGGAGCUGGAUCUUGCGUCUGUGCAGUGA
This is a messenger RNA of Dioszegia hungarica, 2301 nucleotides long. RefSeq lists its product as uncharacterized. NCBI's taxonomy places the organism in Eukaryota, Fungi, Basidiomycota, Tremellomycetes, Tremellales, Bulleribasidiaceae. The record is from RefSeq and is a predicted model, not a curated record. The transcript is spliced from 19 exons. Bases 1 to 2301 code for a protein of 766 amino acids.